CAGCUGGGUAGUGUGCACUAGAUUUAAUUGAUGCGGAAUGGUUUAUCAAUAGACAACACAAGGCGUCGCCCACUCACCUCCACACAAGCGUUCUAUAAUAUAGAAAGGACUUUUAUUUUGACAGGUUGAUAACGUUGCUGUUGCUUACGCACGGUCGGUGGAUUGAGGGUAUGUGGAAAGUAGGAAUGUCGGAGGAGGUUGGAAAAGCGUUACAAGCGGUGGUAGACAGGGUAAAUCAAGCCGCGGCACGUCGACCCAAGACGUUGCCCGCGGUGCCGCCCCGCCUGGUAGCUGUAAGUAAGACGAAACCACCUGACAUGGUGAUCGAGGCGUACCGAAAAGGACAUCGCAACUUUGGUGAAAACUAUGUGAAUGAACUUGUGGAUAAAGCUUCAAAUCCUCAGAUUUUAGAAUCAUGCCCAGAUAUCGAGUGGCAUUUUAUUGGCCAUUUACAGAAGAAUAAUGUCAACAAACUUUUGGGUGUGCCAAACCUGUUCAUGGUGGAGACAGUGGACUCUGUCAAGUUGGCCGACAAGGUGAACAGCUCCUGGCUGCGUUUGAGAACAGCUAGUACGCAGACGUUAAAGAUCAUGGUUCAGAUCAACACCAGUGGGGAGGAAAGUAAACAUGGACUGCCUCCUGGUGAGACUGUGAACACAGUGAAACAUAUUUUAUCCAAAUGCUCUGCCCUACACUUCUCCGGACUCAUGACCAUCGGUCGCUAUGGUUAUGACCUAGCUGAUGGCCCUAACCCGGAUUUUCAGGCUUUGCUGAGUCGGCGACAGGAAGUGUGUGCCAGUCUACAGCUGCCGCUUGAAGAUGUGGAGCUUAGUAUGGGCAUGUCCACUGACUUCGAACACGCGAUUGAGGUGGGUUCAACCAACGUGCGAGUGGGUAGUACUAUUUUUGGUAAUAGGGAUUAUCCCAACACUCCCACUCCCAGUCCAGAGAGAAAGUCAAAGGUUCCUACAGAAGAGGCAGCUAAGAAGAUGGAGCGUCUCACUGUGACAGAACAGUGAUGUUUCUCCUUCCUACACUCACAACAGGCUGAAAAGGAUUUAGUAUUUUAUGAGAUUUUCUGGGGGGGAAAAAACAACAGCAGGUUUCCACAGUAUGUCUUUAUGAUGUCUUUGGUUGAUGUCGUAGUUUUCUACAGAACCCAUUCAUUUAUUUGAGCAUUUUGGGAUGACGUUCAAUCUUUUAAGUUGACAUAAGACAUAGAUUCUCAUUAAUCAAUUGAUGGUAUAGGAUAUAAGAAGUUCCCUACCUCACAUCUUGAUCUUGUGCCAACCCUAGAUUCAACAGAUACCGUUUUACACGAUAACGGAAAUCGAGAUAAUUUGGAGAGUCAAGCAGAGGUCGACUCUCUCGACUACCCCUUAUCAUGACGUAUGGUAUGAGUCAAUUAAAUUGUUUUGUAUGGUGUCAGAUAUUUGACGUUUUUAUAAUUGAUAAACCAAAUUAGAAAACGGCAGGUAAAAAAUGAUUCAUACCAUAUGUUUACAUUGCCAUAUUAUUUCAUUUUGUGUGAUGUCAGUGAUUCUUCUGGUCUGAAUUAUUUGUUGGUGCAGUAAAAAGAUUUAAGAAUGAACCUA
Messenger RNA from Oncorhynchus tshawytscha (Chinook salmon), 1595 nucleotides. Its product is annotated as pyridoxal phosphate homeostasis protein. The record is from RefSeq and is a predicted model, not a curated record. The transcript has 8 exons. Gene Ontology annotation, cellular component: intracellular anatomical structure. Gene Ontology annotation, molecular function: pyridoxal phosphate binding. NCBI's taxonomy places the organism in Eukaryota, Metazoa, Chordata, Actinopteri, Salmoniformes, Salmonidae. The coding region runs from base 171 to 1019 and encodes 282 amino acids.